Sander lucioperca (pikeperch) is the source of this 427-nucleotide messenger RNA. RefSeq names its product ribosomal protein S28 (gene rps28). NCBI's taxonomy places the organism in Eukaryota, Metazoa, Chordata, Actinopteri, Perciformes, Percidae. The coding region runs from base 83 to 292 and encodes 69 amino acids. The transcript is spliced from 4 exons. The record is from RefSeq and is a predicted model, not a curated record. Gene Ontology annotation, molecular function: structural constituent of ribosome. Gene Ontology annotation, biological process: ribosomal small subunit assembly; maturation of SSU-rRNA; translation. Gene Ontology annotation, cellular component: ribosome; cytosolic small ribosomal subunit.
UUUAAAAAACAAAUAAGAAAAACAGUUGCCAUAUAUCUCUGCCGUGCACCACGUGACUUCCUUUCCGGUCUAACCUGACAACAUGGACGCCAGCCGCGUGCAGCCGAUCAAGCUCGCAAGAGUCACCAAGGUGCUCGGAAGAACUGGUUCCCAAGGACAGUGUACACAGGUCCGGGUUGAGUUCAUGGACGACAGCAACCGCUCCAUCAUCAGGAACGUGAAGGGCCCAGUCAGAGAAGGAGAUGUGCUGACACUUCUGGAGUCUGAAAGAGAAGCCAGGAGGCUGCGAUAGGGCCCGCUGAAGCUUUGAGGUGCGAGUCCAUACUGUGAAGCAGGAUGAUGUACACUAGGAUCUGAUGUUUCACUUGAAAUGGCCUACGAUCUCACUUGUUCAGAUGCUUUGAAAUAAAUUUGGAUAUUAAGAUGA